This is a messenger RNA of Gigantopelta aegis, 2961 nucleotides long. RefSeq lists its product as uncharacterized. NCBI's taxonomy places the organism in Eukaryota, Metazoa, Mollusca, Gastropoda, Neomphalida, Peltospiridae. Gene Ontology annotation, biological process: DNA integration. The record is from RefSeq and is a predicted model, not a curated record. The transcript has a single exon. Gene Ontology annotation, molecular function: nucleic acid binding. The coding region runs from base 1 to 2961 and encodes 986 amino acids.
AUGCAAUGGUUUGCUUCAAGGGUCAGGUUUCACAAGGGUCAGGUUUCACAAGGCACAUUUUACAUUGUACAGUCAGGUACCAGUCUACUGGGUAAGGAUAUUAUUCAGACACUAGACAUAGGUAUUCAUGGGGGGUCUUUGACCUGCUUUGCGACCCGAGGCAAUGCAAGCUCUGAUGAACCUACAUCAGAUUCGGUGAGUAUCCCUGACAGAUUCCCACAGCUGUUUAGUGAUAAGAUUGGAAAGGUUAAGGGCUUUAAACACAAAAUCAAAGUGCGUUCAGAUGUUAAGCCUGUGCAACAAAAAUUGCGCCGAUUGCCAUUUGCAGUGCGUAAUGCUGUUUCUGCCGAGCUGAAGAAAUUGGAAAAUUCUGAUAUCAUAGAACGUAUUGAUGCAAGUGAAUGGAUUUCUCCUAUCGUGGUAGCAUGGAAAAAAGAUGGCUCAGUCCGUGUAUGCGUAGAUUUGAGAAAACCUAAUGAAGCCAUUAUAGAGGAUAGGUAUCCACUUCCUAAUAUUGACGAAAUGAUAAGUGAAAUGCAUGGUGCAACCCAUUUUUCAAAGCUUGAUUUGAAAUCCGCCUACCAUCAACUUGAAUUGGUGGAAAGCAGCCGAGAUCUGACGGCAUUCAUUACACAUGAAGGUCUGUUCCGUUUUAAGCGUGUUUGCUUCGGUCUUUCUUCUGCACCAUCAUGUUUUCAAAAAAUGAUGUCUACAAUUUUGUGCAAUGUUCCAGGUGUUCAGUGUUUCAUUGACGACGUGAUUGUUUACGGCCGAACUAAAGCUGAACAUGAUCGCAACUUGAACUUGGUACUCCAGCGGUUGACUGAUGCUGGUUUGACGUUGAAUGACAAGUGUGAGUUCAAUGUUCCAUCCCUUACAGUUUUGGGUCAUGUGAUCUCGAAGGACGGUGUGCGUCCAAACCCUGAUUUAGUCAAAGCCAUUUCUGAUGCACCUGUACCGACUAAUAAGGAUCAGUUGAGGUCUGUUUUAGGGCUCUGCGGUUACUAUUCCAAAUUUGUGCCAAACUUUGCAGCGCGUGUACAACCAAUGCGAUGUAUUCAAACUGCUGAGAAAUUCAAAUGGACUGAAGAAGCUAACAAAGCUUUCAAGGACAUUAAGUCUGCUAUAGUUAACAGCCCUGCUCUUGCUCUAUUCGAUCCAUACCUUGAUAUCAUUGUAACUACAGAUGCUAGUGGAUAUGGUUUAGGUGCAACACUCACACAGGUGAAAAAUGGUUCAGAAGUUAUAGUUGCAUGCGCAUCUCGCAGUCUAACUGCAUUAGAAUUGAAAUAUUCUGUGGGAGAGCGUGAAGCUUUAGCAUGCGUAUGGGCAGUAGAAAAGUGGCAUACAUAUUUGUGGGGUCGUAGAUUCACUUUGCGUACAGAUCACCAAGCACUUGUGACACUGUUGAGUUCAAAAGGGACGGGUCACAAACCAAUGCGAAUUGCGCGAUGGGCAAUGCGGUUGUUACACUACACAUAUGACAUACAGUACAAACCCGGUGUUCAAAAUAAAGUGCCGGAUGCACUUUCUAGAUUGCCAUUGUCUACAAGUAAAGACAAAAUCCAGGAUGAGGAUGAGGCUGAGGCUGUGUGCCAACUUUGGUUUGAACAUGUAGAACAUAACAUUGCGAUAACCAGAGAACGUUUACAGCGAGCAACGUCUGAGAGCUCGAUUUGUACUCGUAUUUCCCAAUACAUUCAGAAUGGAUGGCCUUGUACAAAAACAGAAAUUAUUAAUGAUCUGAAACCAUUCUUUCAGGUGAAAGAUGAGUUGUCUGUACAUGACGGCAUUAUUUUCCGUGGGGAACGGGUGAUAGUGCCAGAUGAACUUUGUGCACAUGUGUGGAACUUGGCACAUGAAAGUCAUCAAGGUAUAGUGCGUACAAAACAGAGGCUGAGAGAUUUGUAUUGGUGGCCAAAGAUGGAUAUUCAGGUUACUGAGCUGGUAAAGUCGUGCAUUACUUGUCAGUUGAAUGACAAAUCUGCUGUUACGCGGACAGCACCUACGCAGCCAGUACCACUUCCGAAUGCUGCAUGGAAAAAACUUGGUCUCGAUUUUGUCGGGCCAGACUAUUCUGCACCGCCUGAACGGCGAUAUAUUAUUUCCAUGAUUGACUACAGGAGCAAAUGGCCAGAGGUAGCAUUCGCUUCGGAUAUAAGUACCAAAACAGUGCUGAAGUUUCUUGUUACAGUUUUCAGUCGAGAAGGUUAUCCCGACGAAAUUGUUACAGAUAAUGGGCCUCAAGUGGUGUCCCAUGAAUUUGAAGAAUUUCUACGACACAGAAAUAUAAAACACAGGUUUUCUUCGGUUUAUCAUCCGGAAGGAAACAGUGAGGUUGAACGUUUAAACAAAAUUCUGUCCGAAACCAUUCAGUCUGCAAGAAUUCAGAAAAAGGAUGUGAAAAGCACAAUGGUACAAUUUCUUGGUGCAUAUAGAGCGACUAAGCAUGCUACUACAGGCGAGUCUCCGUCUUUUAUGCUGCAUGGCCGACAUAUGCGUACAAUGCUUGACAUUAAAGGGGUAACGCUUUAUCCCAAUCCAUCUACUAGUACUGAGGUUGAAAAUAGAGUGGCAGCGAAACAAGCUAAGAGCAAGGCAUAUGCUGAUAAGCGGAAAGGCACAAAAGCGAGAUUUUUCAAACCUGGUGACUAUGUUCGCAUAAGAAAACCAUGGCAUGUCAAAAAGGGUGAGAGCAAAUUCACUGCACCGAUAAAGAUUGUUUCUCAGAUUAGUCCUUUUACUUACAAAAUGGAAAAUGGUUCAAAUUGGAAUGUUAAAUUUCUUGCUCCUUUUUAUGGUAAAGUACCUAACCAGUUUGAUGAGGGGGAAGAUGUGUGGUUUGAAACUCAGGUACACAAUCACUUUGAACAAAACCAUAAUCCAAAUAUACCACAACGUGUUAGAGAACCCAGAGUUCGCAGAUUACCUGCAUGGACCAAAGACUAUGUUAUGAAGUGA